Closterium sp. Naga37s-1 is the source of this 882-nucleotide messenger RNA. NCBI's taxonomy places the organism in Eukaryota, Viridiplantae, Streptophyta, Zygnematophyceae, Desmidiales, Closteriaceae. The record is from the annotation of a GenBank genome assembly.
AUGAAGGCGAGGCUUGGGCGCUUCAAGUCACAAGUCAUGGAGGCGUGGCAAAUGCCUCUGCAGCAGAAUGAUUAUGACUGCGGCAUCUUCGUAUGCCAGUACAUUCAAGCGCUAGUGGAGGCAUGCUUCGAAGGCGUUGAGCAUGGGGUGCGGUUCAGCAUGAGCCCACUGGCAUACCGGCGUGUCAUGCAGGAGGAUGUGUGCGCCCUGGCAGAAGGACGGCUGAUCGGCGAGCUCACGGCAGCUGGGCAUGAGAUCCCUCCUGGCAAUGAGAUUAGGAAACCACCUGAGCUUGAGGUGAUUGGUGAUGAGGUGGAGGAUAGGGAGUGGAGAGCGGAGAUGGCAGAGCGGAUGCAUAGGCUGGAGGUUCGCAAUGAGAGUCAGGCAGUGGCUAUUGCCAAGCUCGAGAGGCAACUGCGUGAGCUGAUGCUGUCCCGUACUCCACAGCCGGGCAUUGGCGGUGUCGAUACAGGGGAGGGACAUGGUGAUGUGGGAGGGGACGCUGCAGGAGAGGGACAUGUUGAUGUGGGAGGGGACGCUACAGGGGAGGGACAUGGGGAUGCGGGAGGGGAUGCUGUAGGGGAGGGACAUGGGGAUGUGGGAGGGAACAACGCUGGCACACAUGACAGCAUGAGAGGUGCACAUGGCGAGGGUCCUGUGGCUGACGUUGAGACGGGUGUAGAUCUUGGAUGCCGCAAAAGCAUAUGCGGCAGCCGCCCACAUUUGCCGACCGUCCCUCUCCAGCUCAACGAUGGUGGAGUUGAGCGUGGAGGAGAGGCGGUGCUUGGAGGGACUGACGGCGCAUGGGGUUGCAAGGAUAGUGGAGGCCAAGCGGUGGGCAGAGUGGAGGAACUGGCGAGAAGUGCUCGGCAGCCUCCCUGA